Nematolebias whitei (Rio pearlfish) is the source of this 3809-nucleotide messenger RNA. Its product is annotated as protein Wiz. Gene Ontology annotation, cellular component: nucleus. The record is from RefSeq and is a predicted model, not a curated record. Bases 128 to 3370 code for a protein of 1080 amino acids. The transcript has 10 exons. Gene Ontology annotation, molecular function: RNA polymerase II cis-regulatory region sequence-specific DNA binding; DNA-binding transcription factor activity, RNA polymerase II-specific. Gene Ontology annotation, biological process: regulation of transcription by RNA polymerase II. NCBI's taxonomy places the organism in Eukaryota, Metazoa, Chordata, Actinopteri, Cyprinodontiformes, Rivulidae.
CGCGUGCCCUCGGAUCAGUCGACGGCGGCGGCACGUCUCGCGCCGCAUCUUCUCUGCCGCGCGCGCACCGCCUGUCAGUGUGCAGCCAGACAACAGCGGUUAAAACAAGUCUUUAUCGCGGGAGACCAUGAAAAAGAGAGCCCGCGGCGCGCCGGGCCACGCAGGUGAUGAUGAUGAUGAGGAGGAGGAGGAGGAGGAGGGCCUGCGGUUUGCCCCUCUAGAUGCUCGGAGCUCCAGUCCCAAGAAGAAUAGCAGCCUCUCCCCCCAAAAGGAUGCAGACAGCAAGGGCCGCAGCUUGAAGUGCGAGGUGUGCCACUCCCAGUUUAAGAGUAAGCGCGGCCUGUCUAUCCAUGCCCGUGCACACCUGCGCCAGCUCGGCAUCACGGUGGCAGAGAACAGCGGGCCGUCCAUCGAAAUCCUCCACAAAAUCGUCAAGGAGCGCAGCAUAGAUGGCAAACUCCACCCGUCUCUUAUGAAGCUGCCCUCGGCGAAGAGCCCCGCCCUCUCCACUCCCCUGAAGGAUGAGGAGCUCGAAGACAUGGACUUGGAUGAGAAGCCCAUCUCGCUCUCCAUCAUGGCCAAAGCAGCAAAACCAGCGCUGCCACCCUCCACUUCCCGUACGCCCACACCUUCUCCUUGUGCCUCUCCAGCUCCAUCUCACUCUGAAUCACCUUCCUCAGUAGUGAAGAAAGCCCCCAUUUCCUCUCUACUGCCUGUGUCUUCCCCCUUGCGCUCCCCGGAGCACAAGGCUGGGGGAGUGAAAAGCCUGACCUCUAACCUUUCUGCUGCCUCUUCAAUCAGCACAGCCAAACCGCUCUGGGCACCACAGGAGGAUGAUGCUCCUCUCAACCUUACACUGGAGGCAGACUCCGAUAAAGACCUUGUUUGCCAGUUGUGUGGCGCCUGGUUUGAGACGCGCAAAGGCCUGUCCAGCCACGCUCGAGCCCACCUGCGACACUUUGGUGUGCAGUAUUCCGAGGCCAAGGGCUCCCCCAUCAGACAUCUGAACGAGUUCAUGGACACUGAUGACUUUAAGCACAAAGCCAGCGCACUGGAGCUGGACGGUCCUACGGAACCACAGGAAAGGACUGCAACACUUUCCUCCUCAAAACAACCUCUGCUGACUCUCUCUUCUUCCUCCUCUUCAUCCCUCAUCUACAAGGUGUCCACAGCUGGGGGUGGGUCAACGUCCAAAACUACCUCUUCCUCGGCCUCGUCUUUACCAGGCCCACCUGCCAAGCGUCUCAAGACUUCUUCCAUGCAGGUCUUUCGCCUCAGUAGUGGAGAACUUAUGGCUGUUCCACACAGUGAACCUCCAAAGGAAAUAGGCUGUGAGUACUGUGGGGAGUACUUUGAGAAUAGGAAGGGACUGUCUAGCCACGCUCGCUCCCACCUUCGCCAAAUGGGCAUCACGGAGUGGUCUGUCAACGGUUCACCGAUCGACACCUUGCGAGAGGUCAUCACAAGGCGAGGCCUGCCUUGCGCCCUUCCUUUAAAACCUCGCAAAACCCCACCGCCAUCUUCUCCUAUACCCCCUCGUUCCCCGUUGUCAGCCUCCUCGUCACCUUCCCGUAGCCUCCUCGGCCGCCUUCCCUUCGCCUUCGCCCGACCCUCCAGUCCCCCUCAGGUGGCAGCAUCCAAGUCCAGCUCUGCUCCUUUGUCAUCUUUGAGCGGCCUGUCGCUGAAGCCAAAACCCGAGCCGGUGCAGCUGGAGGUCACCAAGCCAGGGGUUGUGGGGAGAUCUGGAGGUUUUCCUGCGGAGUCUCUGAGCUCCAGCUGGGGCAGCUCUGACAACGGGGGCCCUCUCAACUUGGCCAUGACCAGCGAAGCGGUGGAGCCUUUGACGGACGUUCGCUGCGAGUUCUGUGGGGAAUAUUUUGAAAAUCGCAAAGGUCUUUCCAGCCACGCGCGCUCCCACCUGCGACAAAUGGGCAUCACAGAAUGGUCGGUCAACGGCUCGCCCAUCGACACCCUGAGGGAAGUCAUGAAAAAGAGAGGGAGGGGUGGUUCGUCCCACUCGAACCAGGGACUGAAGAAAGAGUCCGCUCACAGAACUAACAACCCCUCAUGGGAUAACACAAGCAGUACCGGCAGCUCCGAGGGUUUGGGUUCUUCAGGUUAUCAGUCCUCCAAAUUUCAUAAACCUCUUAAUUUGGUCCAGUCCGGAUCAAAGUUCCAAAAGCAGGGCUUGGGCUCUGUGGGUCUCUCUGCUCCCCAACCAGCAGGCAAGUUUUUCAGGAUGUCACCUUUGGGGAAAAGGCCUUUAUCAGAGGAGGCCCAGUCCGUGGAGAUGGCCCAGUCACCUCCACACCGACUUAAGACAUUCUCAUCGCUUCCACACGAUUUCUCCUUUAAAAGAAAACCCUCACCAGACAAGCACGCACACCAGGACCCCAGCUGUGAGCUGUGCGGGUUCUACUUUGAGAACCGGAAGGCUUUAGCAAGCCAUGCUCGAGCCCACCUGAGGCAGUUUGGUGUGACGGAGUGGUCCGUGAACGGGUCGCCCAUCGAGACGUUGAGUGCGUGGAUUCGCAGCCGACCGCAGAAAGUGCUGGAGAUGCACCGGAACUACAUGCAGGGGAACCGAAACACCCUCAAGAAGAAGGCCCACUCCUCCUCGUCCUCUGCUUCCUCUCAGUGGUCUUCAUCCUUGGCUGUAAGCCUGGCGCGGUCGCAGAACCACAAAGUCAGCCAGAGUUCUUUGGAGAUCGCGGAGGACGAUUCUAGUACCAGCCUCCAGGCGGCGCCAGUCCGGCCCGGUCACGGCAGUGCAAGCUCUUCGCGCCUCAGUGGGAGCCUCUCGCUUCAAGCACAGGUGGCUCGAAGCGAGCUGAACGUCCGCCUGCCAAGAGGUUUUGAGCGACGGCCUUUGAAGCACCCGUCGUGCCCAGAUGGAGCAGAAAGGGACAGUGGCACUCCAAAGCCCCCACGCACAGGCACCAUCCCCUCCCUGGUGCCCAAACCACCCUCCUAUCCUCUGGUCAAACUGGUGGGCAAAUUCUACACCCUGAAGUGCCGGUUCUGCGAGGUGGAGUUCCACGGCCCGCUGUCGGUGCAGGAGGACUGGAUCAGACACCUCCAGCAGCACAUCCUCAAGAUGAACUACAAGUCAGCUGCUUCCAAAGCAGCCACCGCUGAGCCCCCGACCUCUGCUGACGACCAAGCCCCGGUCCAGCCCCCUGCACCGACCUCCACCCCUACCUCCAGGACCACCUCCACCCCAACCCGCUCCACAGCUCCCAGCAGCCGCUCCCCCUCGCCUCCGGCUGAGUGCGCUCCUGUCAUAACUGCCACAGAGAUAGUCCAAGUCCCAGAGGAGCAGCCCGCCAUAAUCUCAACUCCCAUUCCCGUCCCCACCCAGAUAGUUUAAGCUCCUGAUCGUCCUCCGUCGUAACUCCACCUCGUGUUUGUCCAGAAGCUGUUUGUCCUUUCUUUGACCUUCACUAAGUGUCAUUCAGGAGGUCUGUCCUUCAUCUAAAGAGCCCUCUGAGCCCCGAGCACCUCUGAAGCAGCUCUGGACUGUUUAGAAGUGUCUUGUUACCAUGGGAACGAAACUCUCCGGGCUCAUCCGUGGAUCUGGGACGGACGAUUAUAGAAAGUGGCCACGGUUACGAGGAGGGGAUUCAAAACGUUUUGUGUUUGCCUUGUUUAUACUGAAUGUCCAGACAUUACUGUACCUCUCCCAGUCAGCGGGAGAUUAAGAAGCUAAUGAACCCUUUAUUAACCGCCCCAUCUGCCCCCCCCCAAUGAACAAGACUUGUGAGACAGCGACCCGUCAACCAGCCCACUGGUUGCACUGACUUCAGCCU